This is a messenger RNA of Podarcis lilfordi (Lilford's wall lizard), 34527 nucleotides long. The record is from the annotation of a GenBank genome assembly. NCBI's taxonomy places the organism in Eukaryota, Metazoa, Chordata, Lepidosauria, Squamata, Lacertidae.
GAAAGACCGACGGCAGCUUCGGGUUGGCUUUCCCCCGCUCCUUGCCCCGCCCCCUACCCACUCUGCGCAUGGUUAGUUGGGCUGGGAAGCCGGCGCGCCCUACGUCGGGCGGAAGUAGAGGCGGCUGCGAGGAGCAGCAUGGCGGCCGACGAGCCGGGCGCGCUGGAGCUUUUCGUUAGCAUCGGUCUGAGCGAAAGCAAGGCUCGCGAGACCCUUCGGAACCAGGCGCUCAGCGCGCUGCUUCGCGAGGCCGUCGUGCAGGUACCGUCGCUUUGCCCACACCGGUAGUGCUCCUGUAUCUUUGAGAGCAACCUGACAGGCUGAAAUCCAACAGGUGUAGCUCACCCCCAUCACUGCAUUUCCAGGCCAGAAAAUGCUGCAGAGGGGUUGAAGUUCUGCUUGUCAUAUAGCGGCUCGAAGAAGGAAUGGGGCGACCCUACCCCCUCAAAAAACCCCAAACCCAAAAACCCUUCACUCUCCUCCAUUCCUCUACAGUGGUACCUCGGGUUACAUACGCUUCAGGUUACAUACGCAUCAGGUUACAGACUCCGCAAACCCAGAAAUAGUGCUUCAGGUUAAGAACUUUGCUUCAGGAUGAGAACAGAAAUCGUGCAGUGGCGGCAGCAGGAGGCCCCAUUAGCUAAAGUGGUGCUUCAGGUUAAGAACAGUUUCAGGUUAAGAACGGACCUCCGGAACGAAUUAAGUACUUAACCCGAGGUACCACUGUAUACAAGUGGUACCUCUGGAUACAAACGGGAUCUGUUCCGGAGCCCCGUUCGCAUCCUGAAGUAAACGUAAGACGCAGUUGCGCGGGUCGCGUUUCGCCACUUCCGUGCAUGUGCGUGAUGUCAUUUUGAGCCUCUGUGCGUGUGUGAGCGGCGAAACCCAGAAGUGACGCGCUCCGUUACUUCCAUGUCGCCGCGGAGCGCAACCCGAAAAUACUUAACUUGAAGCUACUUCAACCCGAGGUAUGACUGUAUAUGACACAGUUCUGAAUGAUCUCUCAUUUUUAUCGUGCUUCAGUGAGUCUUCACAGAGAUAACGCAGUUUGGCGAACCCUCUAAAAUUAGGAGAUCUGCAAGUCUUUGUCAAAGAGAGGGCAGAGGAUAGAUAGAUUGGGUGUGACUGUAAGAAAGGAUGGUUUCCGAGUUCAGUGUUCUGUCCUGUGAUCUCCUGCAAAGGGCGAGAAGAUCUUUUUGAUUUUAAAGGUUUCUUUCAAAUCUGAACUUGCUGCACCAUCAGGCCUCAGGGCCUGUCCCUAGCUAUUUUAGCAAUGCAAUCUUAAACACACUUCCUGGGCAGUUGGACAUUGAGCUGUAUGGCACUAACUGAAUAAGCCAGCAUGUACUCAAGAUGUGACUACUGCUGAAUUCAGUGGGGCUUCCAGGUCAGUGGGGUUAGACUGUGGUUUGGGGAGUUCUAUCUGUGAGUGAGGCCAGUUGAAUACAGUAAGACCUAUUUCUAAAUAAGCAUGCUUAGGAUAUGCUGUAAGAUUGGAUUCUGUCCCGGUAGAUUCUGUAUGGGGUCACUCUGGAAUCUGUUCCCUGCCACUUGUUGGCAUAUGUUUUAACUGCCUGUUUUCAUCUGAGACUCAGAUUGAUGCUCAGUUUGAAAAUUGGUGGUCAGCUAUACCUCUGCAAUUUGAAACUCCCAAGAAUGAAAAAGAAAAACAGAAUAAUAAUGUCAAAUGUUUAAUAAGUAUUAUCUGUUGGGUUAGGAACCGAGUUUUGGAACUGAACUUAUUAGGGCCUCCUGUGAGUCCCCAAUGGAGGUGAUUCAAAGCACAGAUAACGUCUCAGGAGCCUUUUGUAAGUCCUCUGACUUGUUUACUGUUGUAGGCUGGACUCAAGUUCUAGCUGUGGUUCUGUCCCAUUUCAUGAACUCUCUUGUUUUUAUUGGCCUUACAUAAUCCACUUUGGGACUUUUUUUGGAUGAGGAAAGAGGUAGAAAUGCUUCAAAUAAACAAAUUUCAGUUGUUGUUUCAGAUGAUCAAGUUACUAUGAGUUUUUUCCUGCUGCUACAUGAAGGAUAGGGAUGCGGGUGGCACUGUGGGUUAAACCACAGAGCCUAGGGCUUGCCGAUCAGAAGGUCGGCGGUUCGAAUCCCCGCAACAGGGUGAGCUCCCGUUGCUUGGUCCCUGCUCCUGCCAACCUAGCAGCUCGAAAGCACGUCAAAGUGCAAGUAGAUAAAUAGGUACCGCUCCGGUGGGAAGGUAAACGGCGUUUCUGUGCGCUGCUCUGGUUCGCCAGAAGCGGCUUAGUCAUGCUGGCCACAUGACCCGGAAGCUGUACGCCGGCUCCCUCGGCCAAUAAAGCGAGAUGAGUGCUGGAACCCCAGAGUCGGCCACGACUGGACCUAAUGGUCAGGGGUCCCUUUACCUUUACCUACAUGAAGGAUACAUUUCAUUUGCUUGUAGCAUGGCUUGCAAUUUGUGGUGACAUGGGAAGAAGAGAGAACGGGAGCUAUGUGUACUUGGGCUUAAUUCAGUUUCAGGAUGAGGACUAAAAAGCAGGUGUGCGUUCAGAUUUACUUUCAAGGUCAGCGUAUGUUUCCGUGUUUAUGUGAUAAAAAUAAGGUUGGUGGAAACGUUUCCGACAUAUUCUAGCUUACCACGUUGCAAGCAGUGACUUUUCAGACAACAUCAGCCCUUUUCUGCAGUGGAAUUUCCUUCCGGAAAUGUUUCUAAGAAUCUGAAAGUGAAAGUCCUGCUGGUGAGAGAAGCUCCCUGAAGAUAACCAAGAGAGCAAGAAGUCAGCUGAUUUUUGUGCUUGUUUCCUGUUUUUCUCGACCAGGAUGAAAUCAUUGGGGUGGGGUGGGAUUGGCCGGUGUCUACUUACAAAGCAGGGUGUACCCAUUCAUUCUGUCAUUGGAGAGUAGACUGUUCAAAUUAUAGUUCCCAAAAUGCAGAUGAUUCACUUACAUUGCUGCAGAGAGAUGCAAGAGUUUCUUCACAGAGUUUAAUGAACCACAGCCAUAUCCGUUUGGGGCUGUCGUAAUGCAACAGCAUGCUGGGAAUUGCUUGUUGCAUAGUUAUCCCUUGUGCAUAGGCACCCAAACACAAUGGUGCAGCAACCCAACAAAAUGACAUGGGCGUUACAUAAAAAUCCCUCUGCUGGUUGCUGGGACUUUCCCCUCUGCAACCAGGGCAGUUCUGUAAUGCUGGCUCUUAAGUUGGGAAGGGGCAGGGUGGAGAUGGUGUCCUCCUGAUGCACAAGAAGUUAACUGGGAAGAGAAGGAUCAUAGCUUAGUGGUAGAGCAUCUACCCAAAUUCAAUCCCUUGAAGGUAGGAUGGGGAACGUUUUCUGCCUGAAACCAUGGAGAUCUGCUGCCAGUCAGUGUGGACAAUACUGAGCUAGAUAGACCUCAGUGGUCUGACUCAGUAUAUGGCAGCUUCCUAUGAGCUUCUCUGUCUCAUUCUGCAGAAACCUCUCCUAUCACCUCUUCUUAACAUCUUUAGACGGACACCAGCCAUUAGAGUGGUACCUCUAGAUGCGAACGGGAUCCGUUCUGGAGCCUCAUUCACAUCUAGAAGCUAACAUAACAAGUGACGGCACGUCUGCGCACGCAUGCGUCGCUUUUCGCCGCUUCUGAGCAUGCGCGUGACGUCAUUCUGAGCGUCUGCGCAUGCGCAAGCGGCGAAACCUCGGAGUAACACGCUCCGUUACUUCCGGGUUGCUGCGGAGCGCAACUCGAACUCGCUCAUCCCGAAGCACAUUCAACCCGAGGUAUGACUGUACACCAAACCAGCUUUUAACUCUCCUGUUGACCCCUCUCUCUCUUCUAGGCUCAAGAAAUCCUUGGCUCAGCUGCUGACAAGACAGUUGGCACCCUGUUAUACAAUGUGGCCUCCAGGCUUAAGGACCCAAAGCAUCUUGGCUUCCUUGUGGAGUAUAUCGCUACCAAGAAGAUAGUUACAGACCUGCAGCUCAAUGGUACACAUUUAGGGUUUAUGCCGGCUGCGGCAAAGAUGCUCCCUUCAUGAAUUUCACCCUUUUAAUUGCACAGCUCUGCCUUAAGUCACCAAGCCUCGCGCUGAAUACGCAACCAGGCGUUAGAGCAAAGGUCGCCGAUGUGGUGCCUUCCAUGUGUUGUGGACUACAACUCCCAUCAUUCCUGAUCAUUGGCGAUGCUGAAUGGGAGUUGUAGUCCAAAACAUUGGGAAGGCACCUGGUUGGCUGCCCGUAUAUUAGGGUUGUGUCUCUCUUGAGUUUCUGGAACAGCAAAGUUCUCCGGCAAUGUAAUUCACAGUCCAUCAGUACUUUUCUUCUCCUGCAGCUUAAUCCCAGUGUAGUCAAAAUGGUGCCCUCUGGAUGCUUCACAAACUUGAACAUGAGCCAACAGUGUGACGCGGCAGCUAAAAAAGCCAAUGCAAUUCUGGGCUGUAUCAAUAGGAGUAUAGCAUCUAGAUAAAGGGAAGUAAUAGUGCCACUGUAUUCUGCUCUGGUCAGACCUCACCUGGAGUACUGUGUCCAGUUCUGGGCACCACAGUUCAAGAAGGACACUGACAAACUGGAACGUGUCCAGAGGAGGGCAACCAAAAUGGUCAAAGGCCUGGAAACGAUGCCUUAUGAGGAACGGCUAAGGGAGCUGGGCAUGUUUAGCCUGGAGAAGAGGAGGUUAAGGGGUGAUAUGAUAGCCAUGUUCAAAUAUAUAAAAGGAUGUCACAUAGAGGAGGGAGAAAGGUUGUUUUCUGCUGCUCCAGAGAAGCGGACACGGAGCAAUGGAUCCAAACCACAAGAAAGAAGAUUCCACCUAAACAUUAGGAAGAACUUCCUGACUGUAAGAGCUGUUUGACAGUGGAAUUUGCUGCCAAGGAGUGUGGUGGAGUCUCCUUCUUUGGAGGUCUUUAAGCAGAGGCUUGACAACCAUAUGUCAGGAGUGCUCUGAUGGUGUUCCCUGCUUGGCAGGGGGUUGGACUCGAUGGCCCUUGUGGUCUCUUCCAACUCUAUGAUUCUAUGAUUCUGUGCUUCAGACUACCGUUCUUAUUGGCCCCACUUAAUGGGGCCAAUUGUCAGGGAUGGUGGGAGUGGUCGCCCAAAUAUCUGGAGGCCAUCGCAUUGGCUAUCCUAGCAGCCUCCUGAACCUAGGGUGUUCCAUGCAGAAGGCAGGGUUUGGCCUGGUUCUCCCAUGCUGGAGGCUUCUGAAAGUGGCCUAGUAAAACAGUGCAGGUGGCUCACACAGACUGUCACAGGGAAACCUGGCACAAGAACCUGGCACAGCUGCUGGCUAGUCCUGCCUGUGGACAAAUCCUCCCUUGAGCCCAAGCUGCGAAACUUACCGGCAGAAUAAGAAAUCAAGAUGACCAACUUUUUAUAAAAGAAUGGAAACGGUUUGUUGAAUAUUUGCAGAUAAAUUGUAAACAGAUGAAAACGUUAGCAGGAUUAUUGUAAUAACCUGCAGUUUUAUAAGAGCAUAUAUUUACAGUAGAUAAUUAAAUGAGCAGGUUAAAUGCAUUUGGAUAUGCAGAAGAUAUUAAAAAAUAAAUUAAUGCAACCACAGAAAAGGGGGGGAAGGAAGUCAAUUUUUGAAAUGUUAAAAUAGUCGUAAAUCUAAUGAAAUGAAUAAAUUUGAAAAGUAUAAAUAAAAAACUUUUUUAACAAGGAACUGAAUCCUGAGCAUAAUGCAAAAUGCCGCCGCCUGCCUUGCCUUGAGAAGGCUUGUCUUGCAGGGCCAGGGCUGCUUGUUCCUCCCAAUGACUUUUCUUUCCUUUGAUUUGUUAAUGUGUUGAUUUAUUGGGGGUAGCUCAGUGGGCAGAGCAUGAGACUCUUAAUCAUAGGGACGCUGGUACGAGCCCCACAUUGGGCAAAAUAUUCCUCUGUUUCCAGGUGACCCUCGUGGUCUCUUCCAACUCUUCUACAAUCCUAUGGUUUAACUGUAGUCUCUCCCUCCAAGGAGUCGGGGGUGAUGAAGAUUGACGAUUCCUCUCUCUCCACCCCGAUGUUACCAUCAUAACAACCUUGUGAGGUUGGUUAGGCUGAGAGACACUUAACUGGCAGAGAACACCGGAUGAGCUUUAUGUUAGGAUAUAGUUCCGUUCCACCUUAAAAGGGAACAGGCAUGACUGUUGUGUGUCACAUGCCUCUUUACUUUCAGCACAGUCUGCUGGGAACUUCCGUUUGUAUGUUGCUUUUGCUGUUUUGCUGGAGACGAAGGGAAGCAGACAUGUUUUUUCCUUUGUUCCUGAACUAUACUGAUGAAAUGCUGUAAAGAAUGCUUACACAUGUCUCUGUCCGCCACUUCUGUUGUGAGGAUUUAUUCACUCUGCUGAUAAGAGCGUGCACAGCUUCUGAACGUAUCUGAGCCUCGUGUCGCUGAUUGAUGCUGUACCGGGAACCGGAGUGUCGCCCAGUGGCUAGAGCCAGCUGGGGGCCUGCCAAAUGCCCCCGUCUCCCUGGCAGCAUCCCAACACGUUAUAGCUAAGUGGGGAUUUGAACCCAGGUCUCUCUCCAUUCCACUUUAUCCACUCUUAACACACAGGCGUUCCUUCUCAUAAUACACCUGUGUUCUUUGUGCCUGCAGCGGCUCUGGAGUACGUCAAAAGCCACCCCGUGGAGCCCAUUGACGCAGCAGACUUUGCCAGAGAAUGUGGCGUUGGCGUGAUCGUGACGCCAGAGCAGAUCGAAGAGGCGGUGAGUGUCAGCCCUUGGUAGGAGCAGCAAGUGGUGCCAUGCCCCAUCACAGGCCCGUCUUCCACGCUUGGAGCUGGGCAAAGGGUGUCUACCCAGGCCUCUGUGUGUCAUUGUUUUUUUGUCAAGAGAGACGUGUGCAAGGCAAGGUCUGUGUUGUUGCUUAAGCCUGAAUCACAGAGAAUCCUGCCAAGCCCAUCCACUUGGGUAGUUGCCUGGCCAAAAGAGGAUCAGGGCUUUUAGGAAGACUCAGAUAUCCAGGGAGCACCUUUACCCAAAGGUGGGAAGUUGUCUUAAUGGCUCAGUAACUUCCCUCCAGUGUUGGGGAGGGUUUGGGGAGCUCUGUCUGGCAGGGAAUAGGUUCUGUUGUUCAGCAAAAAAGGAAGAAAAGUGUGUUAAUAAUAAUAAUAAUAAUAAUAAUAAUAAUAAUAAUUUAUACCCCGCCCAUCUGGCUUGGCUUCCCCAGCCACUCUGGGCGGCUUCCAACAAAAUAUUAAAAUACCGUAAUGCAUCAAACAUUAAAAGCUUCCCUAAACAGGGCUGCCUUCAGAUGUCUUAUAAAAGUCUGGUAGUUGUUGUUCUCUUUGACAUCUGAUGGGAGGGCAUUCCACAGGGCGGGUGCCACUACCGAGAAGGCCCUCUGCCUGGUUCCCUGUAACUUGACUUCUCGCAGUGAGGGAACCUCCAGAAGGCCCUCGGCGCUGGACCUCAGUGUCCGGGUAGGACGAUGGGGGUGGAGACGCUCCUUCAGAUAUACAGGACCGAGGCCGUUUAGGGGUUUAAAGGUCAGCACUAACACUUAGACCUUCCCCACCCCACCUUAUUGCCUUGUAUUUAGCCUUGUCUGGAAGCCACUUGAACUGGCUCUAGUCAGUCUCUCUCUGUCUCUCUCUCUGUCUCUCUCUGUCUCUCUCUCUCUCUCAUUUUAUAAUAAUAUUUUCUCUUUUCCUUCCUAGGUGGAAGCUUCCAUCAGCAAACACAAAGCCCAGCUCCUUUCGGAACGUUACCGCUUUAACAUGGGGCUUUUGAUGGGUGAGUGACAGGCCGGGCAGGGGAGUCUGCAAGUACGUUCCCAUUGUGAGACACCUGCUUACUGCUGGCGUGUCACUGUGCUCAUUCUGCAACCUGGCCUUGUGCGCUUUUCCAGACUCUGCUCGUUUCUUCUAAAACCCGCCCACUCCCUUUGCAAACUCAGCCAGCGCACUCCGCAAUAGGACUAACCAUGAACACAGGAACAUAUUGGAAGGGGCCGUAGUAGCUCAGUAGUAGAAAAUCCCCCUUUCACGCAGAAGGUCUCUGGUUAAAUCUGCCCCAGGUAGGGCUGAGGAUGCUUCCCUGCCUUGAAAUCCUGGAGAGCUGCUGCCAAUCAGUCCAGACCAGGGUUUCCCAAACUGGGGUCUCCAGCUGUUUUUGGACUACAACUCCCAUCAUCCCUAGCUAGCAGGGCCAGUGGUCAGGGAUGAUGGGAACUGUAGUCCAAAAACAGCUGGAGACCCCCGUUUGGGAAGCCCUGCUCUAGACAGCGCUGAGCAAGAUGGGCCAAUGGUCCGAUGAAGACAGCUUCCUGUGUUCCUAAUAUACGAAGAGCCCUGCUGGGCCAGACCAAAGGCCCCUCUAGUUGGGCAUCCUGGUCCUGCAGUGGCCAGCUAGAUGCCUCCUGGAACCCCACAAGCAAUGCAUGAGGGCAGCAGCCAUCUUCCACCCGUGUUUCCCAGCUGCUGUUAUCCAGAAGCCCUAAGAACACCAGAAGAUCCCUGCCAGAUUAGGGCAUCAUUCCAGCGUCCUGCUCUCACAAUGGCCAGCCAGACAUCUCUGGGGAUCCUGCAAACAGGGCCUGGGGGGUGUGUGUGUAGCUCCAUUGGGCCCUGGACUUGUGCUGCCCAGAGUUCAGCGGAUUGUCAACGACUGCUCUGAUUUCCUUUCUCUUUUGCAGGGGAGGCGCGGAGCAAGUUGAAGUGGGCUGAUGGGAAAAUCAUUAAGAACGAGGUGGACCUUCAGGUGUGUCAAGGGGGACCUGCAAAUCUGGACAAGGGGUUUUGGAGAAGGCAGGUGGGGAUUGGCUGGGUUGUUGCAACAGAAUCAGCAGAUCCACCAGGGUGAUGCAGAGGCUGCUAAGUGCCCUGGGGAGACCUAGGUUCAAAUCCCCCGUCGGCUGUGAAGCCCAAUGGGUCAGUUGAUCUCUCUUAGCCUAACCUACAUCGCAGGAUGGUUGUGCAGGUAAUAUGAGGUGUGGAGAGAGCCUUGUGCACCACUAAGCUCCCUGGAUGAAGGGUAGGGUUAAAAAUGUCUUUUAAACAAAAAAUAGGUUCCAUAACCAAGACUUGGCGCUGCAAAUUUAUCCUGCAGUGCUGCCCUGUGACCCUGUAUAUCUUAUGCAACUACAUUUGUAUAUAUUAUGCAACUACAUUUGCACGCCCCUGUUUUGCAUAUCCGUUUCUCAGAUUUUUGGGAGGGGCCAAGGUGCUAAAAGGUCUGCCCUUUGCACACCGGGACUCCUGCUAAGUCUACAGUGAUGGCCAAACUUGGCCCUCCAGCUGUUUUGGGACUACAACUCCCAUCAUCCCUAGCUACCAGGACCAGUGGUCAGGGAUGAUGGGAAAUGUAGUCCCAAAACAGCUGGAGGGCCAAGUUUGGCCAUCACUGUGCCAAGACAACUGCCUUGGUUUCUGAGAUCUUCAUCAGCAUCACCCACAUCCCUUCAGGUCUAUUUUUGUAACUGGAAACUUAAAAAAUAAAAAUCCUGGCAUUCUCAGGAUGCUGCUUUUUCUGCCGAAUACUUCCUUACCCAGUAGAAACACUGCAUUCACAGUGGAACCACAACUGUAUCCUCCUAUGUGGGCUCAAAUUGCGAAAGGACGCUGUAGCAUCAGACUAAAUUUUGUGCUCCUACAGAGGCACGCUGCCAGAUCAGUGGGUUUUGCUUUCUUGCUUUGGCCUGGUGUGUUUUUUGUAAGGCAGUGUUGGGCCAGCUGUCGCUGAACUCCAUGGGCCAGGCUGAGUGGGGCUGGUGGCCAGCAGUACCUGGUUCCCCAUCUCUGACAUAAGAAGAGUUUUGCCCUGGGGAGGGGAGGUAGAGAGAAGGAACUUAGAGGGCCGGGUCAAACCCAAGGCAACCAAUCAAUUCCUUCCUUCUGUCCUUUUCCUCUCCUGUAGGUGCUCCACUUGCUGGGCCCAAAGACAGAAGCUGAUCUGGAAAAGAAAUCAAAGGUAAGUGUUUAUCUUCCUUUCCCUCCCUCCCUCCCUCCCUCCCUCCCUUCCUUCCUUCCUUCUUGUGGUGUGUUAGUGGUUUCCACUCCAGGUGUGCAAUAGAGUGCAGAGGAUUCAUCUAAAACCCCCAAUCCCGCAGCCCUCCCAGAUGCUGACUGCAACUCCCAUCAUCCCUUACUCUUGGCCAUGCUGCCUGAGGCUGAUGGGAGCUGGAGCUCAGCAACAUCUGGAGGGCCCGCAGGUUCUCUCCAUCCUUGUCUAAUAUGGGCAGAAACCAUUAAUGGUGGGGAUGUGUGAGCCUUUCUUUGAAACCUCGGGGUGUGUAGGUAGUGGCACCCAUGCUCAGGACAGGAAGUGGUGUCUGAGGGGCCAGUGAAACAUCUGUCCCACCCCAGUUUUUUAAAGCAUGCUUUAUGGAUUCUUCCCAUUUAUUUUGGCCUGCGUGUCUCUGAAUCUGGGAAUAAGGCAGCGUUGCAAACUUGUGAUUUCCAUUGUAUGCAGUAAGCCGGGGAGAGCAAAGAAUUGUCACUUGACAUAGGGAUUCUAGGGCAAAGGUUGAGAGUUUAGGGUAAAGUUCUUUUUAGGAAAACAUUGGCCUCCUCGCCUUUAAUUCCCCACUCUUCCUUUCACUGCCAUUUUCCCCCAACCUUCCCUGGUCUAUUUCUUUUUAAAAAAGAUAAGAGCAGCAGGUAAAGCUGCUUCUUCUUUUUUUUUUUUAAAUAAUUUUUAUUGAAUGGUUUUAUGUUACAAAAAACAAUACAGCCAUACUACCACUAAAUAUAAUUAAGAAAUAAAAAUUACAUACAUCAAUAUUUAGUUUGUUAUUUGUUAUUUACCGUCUUAUUUCCUGCCAAACAUUGCAUACAACAACACACAUAUGUGCAGACACCCACACACCCACACUCACACAGAAAAUGAUAAUAAUGAAAGUAAAUAUUUUCCCCCCUUUUAUCUUCCAAAAUCUUUUCUUCAACUUUGACUUCCUGUCAAGUCCCUAGGUAAAGCUUCUUCCAUGGCUUGUCUCUGCACCAGGAAAAGCUUUGCCUGCUAGAUUUCCGUGUGCGGGGCUGCCUUUAAAACCUUGGCUCCUCUUCACCACAGAGGCCCUCAAGGCCAGGUCCAGUUAAACUCAGUAGCUCUACCUUGUUGCUUUGUCAGGCCCCGAAGGCCCGUGCCACUGAGCCAGACAAGAAGGGAAAGGCAGCAGUGGUGGAAAACGGUAAGUCCUUGUCUGAACCUGCUCUCCCUUGUGUUUGUUUUGGAGGCCUCCUAGCUGCUCUGGAUGUUUGCCUGGCAAGCACACAGCUCUGCCGGACCCAAGCGCCCUUCUCUCUUAGGAAAGGGCACACAGAGGACUGGGAGGGUGGAAUGCUGGCAGCAGUAUCUUCCUAUUGUGUUUGCUGUGUCGCUUUUAAAACAAUAAUCGCGCAGCGCACUAUAGAACCCGCUCUCCCAAGAAAUUGCAGGAGGGCAGCGUGUGCUUGUGGCUCCUGCUCUGGUCGCUGGUUUCCCCACAGGCAUCUGGUGAGAACUAGAUGCUGGGCUGAUCCAGCGGGUGGUUCUUAUGUUCUUAAUAAUAACUUGCUGCCGUGGAAAAUUCCGCUCACCUCCUGGACUUCAUGUGAUGAGCUUUGGCAGAGAUGUAGUGCGCCCUCUAGUGUUCUCCAGAAGUAAUUCAUCGUGACAACAGCCUUACAAAGGCUUUCUGUAGCUGUGACAAAACUUGGUUUUGCUUCUCUGCCUUUCUCCUCUUGUGAGAAGUUGAAGAUCGUAUAUAUAGGAAGGGCAGUAAUUCAGUGGUUGAGCAUAUGCUAUACAUGCAGAAGGUUCCAAGUUCAGUAGGGCUUGGAAAGGGGAGAUGCUCUGCCAGCCAGUAUAGUCAGUACUGAGCAAGAUGGACCAAUGGCUUUUGUCCAAGGCAGCUUCCUACAUUCCUGUGUAGGGAGAUCGAUGUAGGCACGAAACAGACCCAGGCCUGCAUUAGGGAGGCUGCUGCACCAUGUGACCUGUGACCAUAGCCAGGGCUGUGAGUCCUUCAGGCUGUAGCAUGUAACACAGCUGGAAACAAGGUCUGUGAGACUCCUGACAAAUGCUUUCCUUUUACUUCUGGCUGUCUCUACCCCCACUAUGAAUGCUGGCUCUCUGUUCUACAGUGUUAGUGUUAGUUAAGGUACGUGGCCGAGUGAUGAGCAGCAAGAGAGAAGCCCUGCCUGGAGGAGUUUCCAACGGGAGGAAAGACAUAGGAAGCUGCCUUAUACUGAAACAGACCAUUGGUCCAGCUCAGCAUUGCCUACACGGACUGGCAGCAGCUCUCAGAAUUUCAGGCAGGAGGCUGCUAGCCGUAUGUGGAGAUGCUAAAAGAUUGCAAGGGAAGGAAGUUAUCCCAGUUGCUGCUGCAAAAGGGGGUCUGUUUCUUGAGUCUCUGGCUUCUGACCUCAACUGCUUUCCCUCCAGGCGAUGCAUGCCAAGAGACGAAAUCCCUUAUGGAGCAGCUGAGGGGCGAGGCGCUUAAAUUCCAUAAGCCAGGUAAGCUGCCCUGGAGGUCGUGUCUCUCUCCAGCCAGGUUCUCACCUUCACCGAUGAGCUCCCUGAUAUGCCAGGGCCUGUGGAAACCACAGAUAUUGCCUGAUGUCAAGGAAAGGAGUGACUGGGGUCAGGAGGGCCAGUAUCCGGUUGUGCUGCGCUCAUGCAUAUGGUUGUGGGAAAUGGCACACCAGGAGCCUGCCUGUGAGUUUAGGAGAUACUUUAUUUAUAUAUUGUUAUAUAUUUGCACCCUGCAUUUCCAUGACAAGUCAGAACUCAAGGCAGCUUACCGUACAAAUCCUUGAAUGUUAUCAUUGUAGGCUGUGGUGGGCCUAUAAAGACAGAUGAAAACAAAACCGUACAGCGUUGGUCAGUAUCGGGUUACAGUUUUUUCUUUGAUCAUCAUCAUUUAUUAUUUAUACCCCCGCCCAUCUGGCUGGGUUUCCCUAGUCACUCUGGGUAGCUUCCAACAAAACACUAAAAUACAAUAACCUGUUAAACAUUAAAAGCUUCCCUAAAUAGGGCUGCCUUCAGAUGUCUUCUAAAAGUUUGGUAGUUAUUUUUCUCUUUGACAUCUGGUGGGAGGGCGUUUCACAGGGCAGGUGCCACUACCGAGAAGGCCCUCUGCCUGGUUCCCUGUAACUUGGCUUCUCGUAACGAGGGAACCACCAGAAGGCCCCCGGCACUGGACCUCAGUGUCCUGACAGAAUGAUGGAGGUGGAGAUGCUCCUUCAGGUAUACUGGACCGAGGCCAUUUAGGGCUUUAAAGGUCAGCACCAACACUUUGAAUUGUGCUCGGAAAUGUACUGGGAGCCAGUGUAGGUCUUUCAAGAAACGUCCGUCCCCCCCCAAUAAAAACUUUAAUACAUGCCUACAGGCGCACGGAUAUGCAUAUAUAGAAGCUAAAUCGCCGCAGAAUUUAAAACAAAACAGUAGCAAAACAGCAUCAUAGCACAAUCUGAUAUGGGGCAAAAUUGCUGUGGCCUUGCUUGUGCUUUUGAGUGUGGACCUGGACCCCUGCUUCCAAGUCCUGCUCUGAUGGUGGCACUGCUUAUAUUUAGGCUUUUGGUGGCUUAUCUCUUGUAGGUGGAGUUGGCCCCACUUGCCACCAGGCGGCAGCCAACAGCACCUGACUCUGCCAAAAAACAAGUGCGUUUGGGGGUGGUAGGUAGGGGAGAUCGCUUAUGAAGCCACAACCCCACAUUACUAAGCCCCGCAAACCUGGGCAAAUGAUCAACUAAAGAAUGGCAAUGAGGAAACUUGAAUGCAAAAUUAUCCUGGUUCAGUGACUGGUGUUUUUUGUUUUGUUCCUUCUGGGCCUUCUGAUUUUAAUGCAGAAGACUAUUCAGCCGUCACUGCCUGCAGUUCGCUGAUUUGCAUACUGCGUGCUGAUCAUGUCCCUUGUACCUUUCCAGGUGAGAACUACAAAACGGAAGGCUACGUUGUCACACCCAACACCAUGAACUUACUGAAGCAGCAUCUGGAGAUCACAGGCGGACAGGUGCUCUUGGGGGGGGGUGGAGAUCUUCCGUCCUUCUUCCUUCGGGAGGCUGGGUUCACGGAGCAGCUGACCCCCGUAGCUUGCAUCUCUCAGUCCCUGUGAAACCUUGAGACCCCUGAGCUGCUGUUAUGGCAAAACCGAGAUUUGGGGAAGCAGUGAGAUGCCACAGAUGCAUAGCUCUAGCAGGUGUAGGACAAAGGUGUCUGUGCAUGGGAGCAAAACCCCAGCAUUUUCCAGGUGCCAGAUUUACUCUCUCCUGCCCAGCAACAGUUUCCACUGGAAGAAUAAAUCUGAUGCCAAUCAUGUGCAGGUGAACAAGGGUUCGCCUUUGCGAAGGUUUUUGAGAAACAGCAGAGACCUCUGUUUUCCCUGGUCCUCACUUCCUUGGCGGUGAAGCUGCUGUUUUCCAUGUCCUAAAUCCCUAAGGGUGUACUGUGCAUAAUGAGAGGGACCAGAAGCCCUGCAAAUGAGGCCUUGUAGACAGCCAAAUUCUCCCCACCUGCCUUUAGCGUGUAUGUGAUGUCAAGAUGUAAGAAAAGAGGACACAGCCAUGGUUGCUGCAGACACAGCCAUGGUUGCUGCAUGGUUGCUGGAUGUUGCUGCAGACUCCUGCAGGGUCCGCUGUGGUCUAAACCGCCGAGGCUCUUGGGCUUCGUGGAUCAUAAGGUCAGCGGUUCAAAUCCCCACGACGGGGUGAGCUCCAGUUGCUCGUUUCCAGCUCCUGCCGACUUAGCAGUUCAAAAGCACGGCAGUGCAAGUAGAUAAAUAGGUACUGCUGCGGUGGGAAGGUAAACGGCGUUUCCGUGCGCUCUGGCACUUGUCACGGUUCUCCGUGCACCAGUAGUGGUUUAGUCCUGCUGGCCACAUGACCCGGAAGCUGUCUGAGGGCAAACGCCGGCUCCCUCGGUCUGAAAGCGAGAUGAGCGCCGCAACCCCAUAGUCGCCUUUGACUGGACUUAACCGUCCAGGGGUCCUUUACCUUUACUUUUUUACCUACAUUUUUGUCAUAGCAUAUGAUCUAGGGGGAGGCCCCACCCUGGCCUUUGGGUGGGGCUGGGUGUGGGGUGUCUUUGAGGUUUUGAGGAGGAGACUGCAUCCAGAGAGAUCUCAGUUAACUGCAUUGAAAAUGUCUUCUGCCACAGGUGCGCACUCGGUUCCCUCCAGAGCCCAAUGGCAUCCUGCACAUUGGCCACGCCAAGGCUAUCAAUUUUAACUUCGGCUUUGCCAAGGUGAGAGACCGGUCACUUUUCCACACUCUGCCCUGCUGCAAACUCAGCUUUUUGCUAAACUGGGGUUGGGGUGGAAGGCGAUAGUGAGUGGGGAGGGACAGCCUCAUCUUCAUCUAGCGAUGUGUGUGUCAUUUUUUCAAAAAGAUAGGCCCCAAAGUGGCUCAUAGCAUAUAAGAACAUAUGAUAGAUAUAUAGGCCAGAAGACAUAACAGUAGGAUUAUAUGUACCUUGUUUGAAAGCACGCAUUUAUUAAUUUGCUUCAGUGUUUUAUACAUUGUUAGUGUGCACUGUACUCCCUACAUGUUAAAUUGAAGUUUCAAAUUGGAACAUGUUAAUUCUACUUAUUUAUUUUUUGAGGUAACAUCAUUUUUCUCCAUUUUCAUCUUUAAACUGUUUUAACACAUUUGCGCUGAGCUAUAUCUUUGUUCACAUUAAAGCAUAUGACGUGCAACUAUUACAUAAAAUUAAAACUAAAAAUUGAACAGUGAACACUCAGAUAAACAUUUCCGAAUAUAUCAACCAAGUUGCGUCAAAGUGUGUGUGUGUGUGUGUGUGUGUGUGUAUGUAUAUAUAUCUAUAUCUAUAUCUAUAUAUAUAUCUAUAUCUAUAUAUCUAUAUAGAUAUAUAUAUAUAUAUCAGCAUUAUUACAGAUAUGAAAUUAUGUAUAGCAAUGUGCAUUGCUUAAGUUGGCGGCCAUAAGGGAAAGGUAUUUUGUGUCAGUAAUGAUUAGAAUUUAAAGGGAUUUGUAGGAAGAGGGGAGGGAGGGGAAUGACAAAAUGAAAUUACUUUUAGGGACCAAGCUGAUGUCUUGCUGAACUCGUGGGUGGCUUAAUUGUACUGCUUAAUUUCUCUCCCCACAACCAGGCAAACGGCGGGAUUUGCUUUUUGCGCUAUGAUGACACAAAUCCUGAAAAGGAGGAGGAGAAGUACUUCACAGCCAUCAGGGACAUAGUGGAAUGGUUAGGUAUGUGCGUCUUGUGCUACAAAAUGUGGAAAUGUUGCCUGGGUGAAAGAGAGCUAUGUCUCUGGGUAGGCCAUGGGGGUGGGAGGAAGGCUGUUGGCUUUGUGGACCCCAUGCUAGGUUGACACCAGUGCUUUCCUUCUAGAAAAACAGAUGCCAGUACACAGUUACAAUCAGUGCCACAGUUUUAACCAGUGGCUUCUCUUCUCUUUUGUUGGAAGCCGCCCAGAGUGGCGGGGUAUAAAAUAAUAAUAAUAAUAAUAAUAAUAAUAAUAAUAAUAAUAAUAAUAAAUAAAAAACAGUGCUGGUAACCUCAGAAAAAACAACCACUGGUUAGCCCAAUUUGCACUGUGGUGUGAAGCUCAAGUGCAACAAUGAGGCCUUUCCGGAUGGCUUGUUUACAUGAAGCUUUUAGGAGUAGCAACAGCUUGUUUACAUGAGAGGAGCCUGCUGGAUCAGGCAGUCAAUGGCCCCAUCUAGUCCAGCAUCCUGUUCUCACAGUGACCGACCUGAUGUCUGAGGGUGGGUUUCGGGGAGUUGUUGCCCUAAGACAUGGGCUUGAGGGGAGCGGUGGGGACUGGGCCAAGUAUGGCAUGAAGGGGGCACACUUUUUUAUGACCUGGCAUUAUUUCCCCCAGGAUACACCCCCUAUGCGGUGACGCACGCCUCCGAUUACUUUGACCAGCUGUACACCUGGGCGGUGGAUCUCAUCCGGAGGUGAGGAGGCUGGAUGCUGAAAAGGGGGAAAGGGUUAACACCUGACUUCCGCCAUAGGUGCAUUCUUCCCUUGUGACUGGUUGUGUCCUUUCCAUCUCUCAGGGGCCAUGCUUACAUUUGCCACCAGAAGGUGGAAGAAAUCAAGGGACAUAAUCCGCCUCCUUCUCCAUGGCGAGACCGGCCGGUCGAGGAAUCACUCCUGCUUUUUGAGGUACUCCCAUUUCAUGUGGGCAAUCUAGGGUGGCUUCCCCUGCUACAGAGUUCAGCAUUCUCAGCCUUGCCUUUUUGGUGUGUUUUUUUUUAGAACAACCACCACAAGUUUCUAGCCCUCAUGGUUAUGCCUGUAGUAAUCGAUGAUGGCUCAUAAAAUUAUACAGGUGUGCUUCCAGCAAUCAGAGUCCUUAUUUUGUACACCUCUCUCCCUGCCCUCCUUAGAUGGCUAUUGUCCUUUGUCCUAAUCUGGGGGUAGCCAACAUGGUGCUACAACUCCCAUCAGCCUUAGCCAGCGUGGUCCAUGGUCAGGCAUGAUGGGAGUUGUACUCCAACAGAUAUCUGGAGGGUCGCAUGUUGACUACUUCUAUCUGGGCCCUCCCACUUUGUUUAUUUCCUUUCAUUACUGGUCAAAAACUCAUUGAAAUAACCGAAUCUUGGAAGCAGGAUUAAUUUUGUAAAAUAAGUAAAAAAACAACAACACGUUGCUCUGAUUGCAUUCCUUGGGCUUCAUUGGCACGAAUUUGGCAUUUUGGGGAGCAGCCUUUGUUGCACAGUACAGUGGUACCUCGGGUUAAGUACUUAAUUCGUUCCGGAGGUCCGUUCUUAACCUGAAACUGUUCUUAACCUGAAGCACCACUUUAGCUAAUGGGGCCUCCCGCUGCUGCCGCGCCGCCGGAGCAUGAUUUCUGUUCUCAUCCUGAAGCAAAGUUCUUAACCCGAGGUACUAUUUCUGGGUUAGCGGAGACUGUAAUGUGAAGCGUUUGUAACCUGAAGCGUAUGUAACCGAGGUACCACUGUAUGUGUCUGCCUGUAGAGCAGAACAACUGGAAGGCUGCUCCUGCCAGGGCAAAAACUGAGGCGGCAGAAGCUGCUGUUUUUUAACCUCGUGGCGAGCUUUCAUGUCUGACUGGCUCAAAGCUCCAGUGUGGGUUCCUCCUCUGCAGGACAUGCGCAAGGGGAAGUUUGCAGAGGGCGAGGCCACCCUGCGCAUGAAGCUGGUGAUGGAAGACGGGAAGAUGGACCCCGUCGCCUACCGCAUCAAAUACACACCACAUCACCGCACCGGGGACAAGUGGUACGCGAGGCGGGGUGUGUGUGUGUGUGUCUGGUGUGGGUGCUGGAGGAUUGGGUGGGAACCCUGUGGAAGAUCUCGCUUGGGGUUGCUGUUUCAGAGAUGGGUUAGGUGUUUCUGGCCCGCAUUUUCGGUUGGGACGGAUGACUGUGCCAUAGGGCUUAAUGUGUGUACAGCAGCCCUUCCCUCCCAUCUCCGGGGCUGCUUAAGAAAGCCCUGCGUGCCCUGAAGGGAAAUGGAAGUGAGGGAGACUAGGCCGGGGAGCACACGUACCUCCAGGCCCUGAGAGAACCAUCCAUGGCCUGAGGAGAACCAUUGCGGCGAGAACCUUCCCCCGCCUUCCCCUAAAGACCUGCGUACUCUGAGGGAAGGUGGAAGCGAGGAAGGCUAGGCCGAGGAGGCCCCCAUACCUUCGGCUCCCAGUUGGCCCCCAUCAGACUUUUGUCUCUUUACGUUUCAUAUCAUGUGUCUGUUUUGCUGUUUAAAGCUUACAAACCACCUCAGGAGCCUUGACAAAAUGGCGGCUCACAAAUCCAGUAAACGUUUUUGGCAGCUGUGGCUUGGAAGCUUGUGCUGGGGCUCUCGGAUUUGGGGAUGGGGGGAAGGGGGAGUGCUUCUGAAUUUGGGCAGGAUGCCAUCACCUUGGCAGCAGUUCACCCUUGCUCUCCUCAGGUGGGAAGGCUGGCCUUUCCCCUAAGCAGAUUAAAAGCAAGGGCACAUGCCGUGGUAGGACAGUGGAUCUGCAAGAGCAUUUUGAGGGAUGGGGUUGAUGGCUGGGUAGGCCGUGGGUGGAAAAAGAGCUGAGCUGCAUAGAGGUGGGCUGGUUCUGGUUCUGGUAGAUCUUGACCUUACGGCUGUACCCUGGGUUCCAGGUGCAUCUAUCCCACCUACGACUACACACACUGCCUCUGCGACUCCAUAGAGAACAUCACUCACUCGCUCUGUACCAAAGAGUUCCAGGCCAGGUGAGAGACAACAGAGCUCCUUGCUCGAUUGGGAAGUGGCUGAGACGCUCUCCUGUUGUGGGGAGCAACCACAGGCCUGAAUCCCUUAUCCUAUGUGGAGAAAUAGAAUCCCAGAUUUAGGAGGCUUGGGUUUCUAUGGAUGUAGACUCCUCAUCUGUACAGGGGCAGAAUCUGCCACUUAGAUAUCCUAUCCUGAGGAUUCUGGUUUUACCUCUAGUGGAACACAAGCUUCUGGCCCUCAUGGCAAAGGUGAAAACUAGAUCUAAUGGGCUUAAUUUAGAGAAGGGAAGAUUUCAAUUGGAUGCUAGGGGAAACUUCCUGAGGAUGAGUUCAGUGGUGGAACUAAUGACCACUCCUUCAGUGGAGGCCUUUGAAGAGAGGUCAGAUAGUUGGCUGUCUGUCAGGGGCGCUCUGCCUCUGGAUUUUCUGCCUUGAGCAUUCAGCAGGAUUUUAGUAGGUCCCCUGUGACUGGGUCUCUGUCCUGCUCUCAUCCUGACCGCGCAUAAUUAUUUUUGCUCAAAAACAGGAGUCCUGAAAGCCAAACAAAUUCUGUGAAGCUAGAUAGUCACAAGCAGGUAGCCGACGUCAGCCUCUUGACAGGAACCGAUCUGCUUUUCCCUGUUAUAGAUGACCUGUCACAGGGGUGUGGAGUCUUAGGCCCAGGAACCAAUGUGACCGCCUCAAAACUUUUUUUUUGUCCAGCCCUCAGGACUCACCUCUGGCCACACCCCUCACUAUCCAAGCUUUGUAAUUUCCUUGACUUUUUUUUUUCUUUUGCCUUGUUGAACUCCAAUAAAACCUCUUGGCUGCAUGUAAGGAGGAUAGGGAAAGCUGUGUGACAGUGCAGAAAGCAGACUGAAGGCAAAAUGCUCCACGUGCUCCUGUGACUGGUUUUGCCUCUCGCCCCCUCCACCAUGCGGCCCUCAGGAGGUUGCCCAACAUGGAAUCUGGCCCCCGGACUGGAGAAAGGUUCCCCGCUGCUGCUCUGACAGCUGCUGCUCUUCUCUCUCUUGGCAGACGCUCCUCCUAUUUCUGGCUGUGCAAUGCCCUGGAUGUCUACUGCCCUGUGCAGUGGGAGUAUGGGCGCCUCAAUCUCCUCUACACGGUGGUCUCCAAACGCAAAAUCAUUCGCCUGGUAGAUUCAGGGGCUGUCAGGUGAGAAACAAAGUUUGAUUUUUAAAAUUAUUAUUAUUAUUUGAAGUACUUGUAUGCCACCUUUCAGGGCAAAGCACCACUUCCAAGGUAGUUCACGAAAUAUAAUCGGCUUCAGAUUCAUAACAGGAACAUGAGGCUCCCAAGUACAGUGGUAUCUUGGGUUACAUACGCUUCAGGUUACAGACGCUUCAGGGUACAGACUCCGCUAACCCAGAAAUAGUACCUCAGGUUAAGAACUUUGCUUCAGGAUCAGAACAGAAAUCGUGCUCCGGCGGCGUGGCGGCAGCAGCAGGAGGCCCCAUUAGCUAAAGUGGUGCUUCAGGUUAAGAACAGUUUCAGGUUAAGAACGGACCUCCGGAACGAAUCAAGUACUUAACCCGAGGUACCACUGUAAUUUUAUGGAACAAUCCACUUGCAAUAUACCCUGAAUGAGCUUCAUUUUACCCAUCUCUGGGCAAAAUCUGUGAUCCAUCCCCAGAGUUGUUCCCAGCCCUUAAUGCUGCCCCUCCCCACAGCCCUGGGUUCACGUCCCUCCUUGGAUGGCCCAGUGCCUCAGGCUGUGAAGUUUCGUUAGAACAGCGGAAAGGGCUUUUGUAAUAUGAGCAGCGCUCCCUUCCUGGUAUGGUGCCUGCAGACGUCGUUGGACUACAGCUCCCAUUAUCCCUUGCCAUUUAGCCGUGUCGGCUGAGGCUGGUUGGAAUAGCAGUCCAAGAACACCUGGAGGGCUUUCUGAAGGCCAAAGCCCUUCACAUCUGCCUAAGAAGGCAAUAAUUCAGCUGGAUAGAGGGGUCCUUUGCUGCUGCAUCCUCUCCCUCUGGCAGCCUCAGACAUUUUAAAAGAUCUAUAAUCCCACCUUUUGAUGUAAGGAUCCUCAAAGUGGCUUAUAGGAGAAUCUAGCACAUGCAUACUUCAAACCCACCCAUCCAAGCGGCCCUUAGUUGCUGAACAAGGCCCUAUUUCACUUCAGCGCUGUAGUCCCAGGUUGGGGGGGAGGGAAGAAGGGAUGCAUGAAUGGCAUGCUGGGAAGGAACUAGGCCGGUAUGUUUUGGAGCAAGGCUUCUUUCUGCCUCUUGCCACUCACUGCUGCCAUUGCCAUUCCAGGGACUGGGACGACCCACGACUCUUUACGCUGACAGCUCUGCGGCGCCGGGGCUUCCCGGCAGAGGCAAUCAACAACUUCUGCGCCAGGGUAAAGACAUGUCCUUUGGGGUUCGGUGCAGCUUGGCCAAGGGGAAAGCGUGGGUGCCUAAAUGCCACGGGGUGCUGGGUAUAGAGUUCAGGCCCUGUUCCGGGUUUUGCUUGCGUGCCAUGGAGCUUACGCGCCACUUUUUCCUUUGGGGCAUGGUGUGAGCAGCAGGGCGCACCCCCAGCACCUUUCUUGUGGAGAUGCUCCUCAGUUACAUGGCUUCAACGUGGACCUGGCUAAGGAACCUCUUGGAUUCCUACUAAGCAGCCACAGGGUGCCCCCUCUGUCUCCAUGCCUCCAGAGGCAGCAGGGGAAAGUGCCAUCUCCCUGGAGCCAUAUGGGCAUUGGAGAGAUUGGGAUUGUGGCCCCUGAAAACGGCCUGGGUGUUGGCAUAGGGGCCUGCCUUAAACCGAGUCAGGCCAUUGGUCCAUCUAGCUCAGUAUUGUCUGCCCUGAUUGGUGGCGUCUCUCCAGGGUUUCCCAGCACUGCCAGGGAUUGAAGCUGGGGCCUUCUGAAUGCAUACCAGAUGCUCUGCCACUGUGCGACACGGCGGCUAUCUUCCCCUUAGAGCCGGGAUGAAGAACCUCUGCUUCAUGGGCCUAAUCCAUCUUGUCAGACUUCUUAAUCGAGACUGCCCCGCACCCCCUCCAAGCCGUGCCUCCUUCCCCCUGCCGUUCCUAUGCUCAGUGAGCUGAUCAGUCAAGAAGAGAUUUGUUCCCAUGUCCUCAGAUCCCUUUCUUUUCAGUUUCCUGUCUCUGUGUGGGAGCCGAGCAGAGGAAAGUUUGUGAGCGAAUGGGGUGUGCGUCUUCUGGCACCUCCCACUACAAGUGUGUAGGCCCCCCCCAAUUCCCCUGGGGGCCACUUUCCCCAAAGGGAGUUCAGCCCUUGGAGCAGCGGUUCUCAAGCUGUGGGUCCCCAGAUGUUGUUGGACUACAACUCCCAUCAUCCCUGAGCUCUGGCCUUGCUAGCUAGGGGUGAUGGGAGUUGUAGUUCAGCAACAUCUGGGGACCCACAGCUUGAGAAAGGCUGCCUUGGAGAAAGAGAGAGAGAAUAUGUCCCCCACCUCUUGCUUGGAGCUGGUAGCUUGGCCUUUCCCUGUUGCUUGGCUCACUCCAACCUCUUCUCAACAGGUGGGCGUGACAGUCGCCCAGUGCACAAUGGAGCCUCAUAUGCUGGAAGCCUGUGUGCGGGAGGUGCUGAACGAACAGGCGCCCCGGGUCAUGGCCGUCCUGGAACCACUGUGCGUGACCAUCGUCAAUUUCCCCGCACCGCACAAAGUAAGCCUGCGGCCUUUGCAGCGUGGGGUCUGGGUGUCUUGCCACCUUGCCCACUUCCCUGUAAAAUCUAGACCUCUCUUAGCACCCCCGUCGAGUGUGCAUCAAUCCUUCCUUUCUUCCUUACAGACCUUAGAAAUCGACGUACCCAAUUUCCCCGCUGAUGAGACCAAAGGUUUCCACAAAGUCCCCUUCCAGCCAACCAUCUAUAUUGAGCAGAGUGACUUCCGGGAGGUGAGCCUGUGGAUGGGAGGGAGAGGCAAUGUAUUAAGGAAGAGAAGAAAGCUGAUAUUUGUGCCGCUGGGGGCACAGAAUGGGGUGCUGCAAAAAUUGUGGGCCCCUCAACCGGAUGCCAGCGGGGCGUACUUCAUCCUGCUGUAGGACUCUGGAGCAGAUGAGGCAUCAUCUCUUCCUUGCUAGAAAGCGGGGUUUGUAAAAUGCGUCAGCACAAAGGCUCUCUCUUAUUUUAAAGGGACUUUGCUGUCUCCACUCAUCCCUCCUGUAUGGGAGGGUGUUUUAGGUUAUGUAUCUUCAAGUUGCCCAUAGUUGCUGGUGGUCUUGGCAGUCACCACUGUCAUUUGCGGUUCCACCUUUACCAUUUUUUCAGCAAUUUUGUGUAGCUUUUGCAUUCUCUGGACGGCAGCCAUGCCUGCACUGCUCCAUGCCAAGAGGAGAAGAUGGUGAAAUGCAAACAGGGGACACAGAAAGGGCUGAACUCCUCAGUGCCUUCUUUGCCUCAGUCUUCUCCGAUAAAGAAAAGAAGAAUUUGGAGCAAAUGAUUCAGCAGAGGAAACACAGCCCAGAAUAACUAAGGAGAUAGUACAAGAAUACUUGGCUAGUCUAGAUGUAUUCAAGUCUCCAGGGCCAGAUGAACUGCAUCCAAGAGUAUUAAAAGAACUGGCAGAUGUGAUCUCAGAACCACUGGCAGUCAUCUUUGAGAAUUCCUGGAGAACAGGCGAAGUCCCGGCAGACUGGAGGAGGGCAAAUGUUGUCCCUAUUUUCAAAAAGGGGAAAAGAGAGGACCCAAAUAAUUACCGCCCAGUCAGUCUGACAUCAAUACCAGGGAAGAUUCUGGAGCAGAUCAUUAAGCAAACAGUCUGUGAGCACCUAGAAAGGAAUGCUGUGAUCACCAAUAGUCAGCAUGGCUUUCUGAAAAAUAAGUCAUGUCAGACUAACCUGAUCUCGUUUUUUUGACAGAAUUACAAGCCUGGUAGAUGAAGGGAACGCAGUGGAUGUAGCCUACCUUGAUUUCAGCAAGGCAUUUGACAAGGUGCCCCAUGAUAUUCUUGUAAAGAAGCUGGUAAAAUACGGUCUUGACUAUGCUACCACCCAGUGGAUUUGUAACUGGCUGACUGACCGAACCCAAAGGGUGCUCAUCAAUGGUUCCUCUUCAUCCUGGAGAAGAGUGACUAGUGGGGUGCCACAGGGUUCUGUCUUGGGCCCGGUCUUAUUCAGCAUCUUUAUCAAUGACUUGGAUGAUGGACUCAAGAGCAUCCUGAUCAAAUUUGCAGAUGACACCAAACUGGGAGGGGUGGCUAACACCCCAGAGGACAGGAUCACACUUCAAAAUGACCUUGACAGAUUAGAGAACUGGGCCAAAACAAACAAGAUGAAUUUUAACAGGGAGAAAUGUAAAGUAUUGCACUUGGGCCAUAAAAAUGAGAGGCACAAAUACAAGAUGGGUGACACCUGGCUUGAGAGCAGUACAUGUGAAAAGGAUCUAGGAGUCUUGGUUGACCACAAACUUGACAUGAGCCAACAGUGUGACGCGGCAGCCAAAAAAGCCAAUGCAAUUCUGGGCUGCAUCAAUAGGAGUAUAGCAUCUAGAUCAAGGGAAGUAAUAGUGCCACUGUAUUCUGCUCUGGUCAGACCUCACCUGGAGUACUGUGUCCAGUUCUGGGCACCACAGUUCAAGAAGGACGCUGACAAACUGGAACGUGUCCAGAGGAGGGCAACCAAAAUGGUCAAAGGCCUGGAAACGAUGCCUUAUGAGGAACUGCUAAGGGAGCUGGGCAUGUUUAGCCUGGAGAAGAGGAGGUUAAGGGGUGAUAUGAUAGCCAUGUUCCAAUAUAUAAAAGGAUGUCACCUAGAGGAGGGAGAAAGGUUGUUUUCUGCUGCUCCAGAGAAGCGGACACGGAGCAAUGGAUCCAAACUAGAAGAAAGAAGAUUCCACCUAAACAUUAGGAAGAACUUCCUGACAGUAAGAGCUGUUUGACAGUGGAAUUUGCUGCCAAGGAGUGUGGUGGAGUCUCCUUCUUUGGAGGUCUGUAAGCAGAGGCUUGACAACCAUAUGUCAGGAGUGCUCUGGUGGUGUUUCCUGCUUGGCAGGGGGUUGGACUCGAUGGCCCUUGUGGUCUCUUCCAACUCUAUGAUUCUAUACACUGCAGAUUAAUUCACUUCUCUUGGUAGCGCCGGCUCCUCUGACUUGGAGAGUGUAUUUUGGAUCCGUUAUUGGCUGUUUGUAUUAGAAGUCCACCUUGUGGCCACUUCUACAGGCCUGGACCAUCUCUGCACGAUCUUUUAAAAAUACAGAUUUUAAAAAUUAGAACAUGUCUCGUGGCACCCAAAGGGGCCCUGUUCAUGUAGGUUGGCUUUCCUGCCAAAACUAGGCCUGGUGGUAGAUAAGCUGAACCCCAGAUCCAUGUCCUUUGCUCUGUGCUUGGACAGACUGGCAGCUUGCAAUCGGCACCUGUCUUACUUGGGAAGAUGCUCCUUGUCCAAUAAUACAGUGGUACCUCAGGUUAAGUACUUAAUUCGUUCCAGAGGUCCGUUCUUAACCUGAAACUGUUCUUAACCUGAAGCACCACUUUAGCUAAUGGGGCCUCCUGCUGCUGCCGCGCCGCCCGAGCACAAUUUCUGUUCUCAUCCUGAAGCAAAGUUCUUAACCCGAGGUACUAUUUCUGGGUUAGCGGAGUCUGUAACCUGAAGCGUAUGUAACCCAAGGUACCACUGCAUGUGACAUAAAAAAUAUAAAAAAUUACUGCACUGCCCAAUAUAAAUGUUAUACAUUUAUAUGUUCCUGAGUGUUUGUAUACACACACGGUUAUAUUAUUAAAAAGUAUGUUUUGUCAUGCAAACACAUUAUAAUGAGGCUUAUUUCCACCCACCCCCCAGUCUUCUAAGGGCACACCUUUCCCUCGCCUCUUGUUUUCUGUCUGAGCUUCAUUUGACAGUCUCUUAAACUGGAAGCAAAUUGUUUGCCUUUUUCACCUGGAAUAUCCAUGCCCACUUCUACUAAGGGCUGUUCUCUGACUGCCCACACCAGGCUACAUUCUGCAGGCGCAUUAACCAGGUCAUCAUCUUGGCCAGAUUUCACCAGGAGCCCUAACUCUGCCCCCUUCCUGUGAUUGGUGAAUCCUGAGCUAUGACAGGGCCUGUUCGUACGGAGCGUUGGAGAGUUCAGGUGCCCAGCUGAUUGCUAGCUAUGUGGUUCUGGCUGAGGCUGCCAUGUCCUAUGGAGAGAUGCUUCUGAAGAAGUGUCUCCACCACCAUCGUUCAGCCCGGACACUGAGGUCCAGCUCCGAGGGCCUUCUGGUGGUUCCCUCCCUGCGAGACGUGAGGUUACAGGGAACCAGACAGACUGCCUUCUCAGUAGUGGCGCCCGCCCUGGGGAACGCCCUCCCGUCAGAUGUCAAGGAAAUAAGCAAUUAUCUGGCUUUUAGAAGGCAUCUGAAGGCAGCCCUGUUUAGGGCAGUUUUUAAUGUUUGGUGUUCUAUCAUGUUUUUAAUAUUCUUUCCGCAGGGCCUGUAAGACAGAGUUGUUCCGCCUGGCCUUUGGCUUGGAAUCAGCCUGAUCCCCUCCCCCUCUUUAUUUUUUUCCUUGCUCCUUUUGUGUUGGGACUCCUAUUUGGGGACUUCCCUGGCUUUUUUCUGUCCCACGUGGGACCAGUCUGGAUAGUUGGCCUUGGUGAAGAUUUGACGUUCAUCCCCAAAAAGUUUUUGAGUUUCUACUGAAAUGAGGCUGCAUUUUAAUGUUGAAUUUUAAUCCUGUUUUUAACUUGUAUUUUAAUCAAUUGUUUUUAUACCUGGUGUUAGCUGCCCUGAGCCUGGGGAGGGCGGGAUAUAAAUAAAAUUUAUUAUUAUUAUUAUUAUUAUUAUUAUUAUUCUGUUGGGAGCUGCCCAGAGUGUCUGGGGAAACCCAGCCAGAUGGGCGGGGUAUAAAUAAUAAAUUAUUAUUGUUAUUAUGGGGAUCUCUUGAGAAUAACUACGGGGAGCUACGUUGCAGAUCCCUGCUGUGAGGGAGGUGCCUGGCCCCAUAAGAACUGGCAAUUUAGUACAGAACGUUUUUACAUCCAUGUGCCAGCGGAUUGAAGUGAUUUGAUUCCCCUUGUUUGGUCUCCACUGACGUUAGCAUCUCUUCCCUGGCAGGUGCCAGAGAAAGGUUACAAGCGCCUGGCGCCCGGCCAGCCAGUAGGUUUGAGGCACACGGGCUACGUCAUUGCUGUCCAGAGCAUAACUAAGGUGAGUCUGUCGUGGCAUCUCCUUACAGCCCUCUUACUGCAGUUCUGCAGCUAUCCCUGUAGAUCAGGGCCUAAGAGCUUCCCGUAAAAGAAAACAUCACCUGUGGCACUCGGCUUAGAUCAGCCUCAUGGACCAUUCCAGCAGCUAUGCUUACAGCUCUGUAAGACUCCUUGAGCCAGCUGUGGCUCUGCUAGGUCUUUCUCCUAAUUCGCUACCUGCUUAGUGGUUUUCGUCUGUCUGCACAAGCAAGCGGUGAAAUCUAGUUCUUUUUUAAAAAAACAGAUCUCACACCUGCCUUUUGAUCAAAUAAGCCUUGAGGUUGCUUGCAGUAGUAGAAAACGAAAUACCACACACACAUACACCAGUUCCCUGGCUCUCCUCCAGUGAUUUCUGAAGCUUAAGUUGUAUCUCUCUUGCUAAGGCUAGAACUACCCAAAGUUGUUGCAGGCACUGUGUGAUUAAGCCCAUCUGCCCCAACAUCCUGUUCCUAGGUUACAUUCUCCAGUUGAAUAUUUCGUCCCCGAGAUUGGAGUAAAAGAGGGGGAAAUCCAGUUUGCUGCUGCCUAUGCAGUUGCAUGGGACGCGGGUGGCACUGUGGGUAAAACCUCAGCACCUAGGGCUUGCCGAUCGCAUGGUCGGCGGUUCGAAUCCCCGCGGCGGGGUGAGCUCCCGUCUCUCGGUCCCAGCUCCUGCCCACCUAGCAGUUCGAAAGCACUCCUAAGUGCAAGUAGAUAAAUAGCUACCGCUUUAUAGCGGGAAGGUAAACGGCGUUUCCGUGUGCUGCGCUGGUGCUGGCUCGCCAGAGCAGCUUCGUCACGCUGGCCACGUGACCCGGAAGUGUCUCCGGACAGCGCUGGCCCCCGGCCUCUUAAGUGAGAUGGCCGCGCAACCCUAGAGUCGGACAAGACUGGCCCGUACGGGCAGGGGUACCUUUACCUUUUACCUUUAUGCAGUUGCAUAAACCAGUACUAUUACUAUGAGGAGUUAUCUGCAAGAGCACAGCAGGGCCUUCUCUGUGGUGACCCUAUACAUUUUUCUAAAUGAAAUUCUGCCGAGCCCAAGUCUGUUUAUUGGAGUGUGUCCCCCCCCCCUCACCCAAUGUUUUUAAAAGAGAGCAUUGUAUGUCCAAACAUUUUCUGGCGUUUGAUAUAUUUUUGUGGCCUGAUAAUUUUGCUUUUGGUUCCUGUUGGACUGUGAUUUUGAUGAAUAGCGUCUUGAAGCAUUUCAUAUUUGUAAGUUCCUAGUUUCUUCUGUGUCCUGUUGAAAUAGCUUAUAUGUGUGGCAGAUCAGCUCUGAAUCAACUUUUUUGGGGGUGGGGGGUGGGGUCACCCUGCAGUUGUUGAGCAGCCAUAGAAUCCUUUUUCUUUCUCUCUGAUAUGAAGAAACAACCAAAACGUCUCUUGAUUAUGAGGCAGAGUGUGGAAAAUAAUUUGUUGACUUCUUUGCAACUGGCCAGAUAAGCUAGUGCCAGUCAGUUAAAUGGAACUGCAAUGAACUUUUAGGGAGAUACAGACAUGGAUUUGAGGUCUGCAAUGUUAAAUGGAACUGCAACGAACUUUUAGGGAGAUACAGACAUGGAUUUGGGGUCUGGGCUCAUACGAGAGCAAGUGAGCUGGUCGUCGCAAAUUCAUUCCCUUCUUCUGCACUGAGCAGAAGAGAUGAGGAAGGCAAUCUGCUCCACAUUGCAAGAGAGUGUUUUUUGAGAGGAGCUAGAUGCCUGAAGCAUGAUGGCAAAGUGGCUGGGUGGCCACAUGGAACUGACCUUCAUAUCCAUGCCUAGGACACCAAUGGACGUGUGAAAGAGCUAGAGGUGACCUGUACAAAGUCGGAGGCAGCAGAGAAACCCAAAGCCUUUAUCCACUGGGUGUCAAAUCCUCUCGUGUGUGAGGUUCGACAGUAUGAGCGACUGUGAGUAUUAGGAUCGCUACCUCUUUGCAAAUCUGUUGUUUGAGAAGGCUCCCCAUGUGCCUCUUGACCUUGGAUCUUAUUAUUCCUGGGAAGAAGAAUAGGCAACAGGGGUCAAAACCACUUCCUUAUCUUGUCUCUCUCCUCCCCUGGCUCACGGAUGCUAUAUAUUCAAGCAUUGCAUAGUGGUAUUAUGUAUUCAAAGGAGGGUGGACAGAACUAGGUACCAACAUUUUUUGAGUUUAUCUUGAAACGCCAUCUGUUUUAAUCAAACUUAUAACUAUAUCUGGAAGGAAGGUGGUGGUUCUGGGAAAAUUUAUUAUACCGUUCCAAUUUAUUUGUUUCCUUAGGGAAUUUGUACGCUGCUCUUAGAACUAUUCUUUCAAAGCAGCUCAAAUAACUAAAAUACUGUAUUUUUUGCUCUAUAAGACGCACUCCCCCCCCCCCCAAAUUAAGGGGAAAUGUGUGUGCGUCCUAUGGAGCGAAGGCAGGCUCCUUGGCUUCAGCGAUAGCAACGCUCCGAAGUGCAGAGGGAGCGCUCCUUUCCACUGCUCCGCGACCUGCUCUUUGGGGCUGGCGGCGGGGGAAAGCAGCGCUUCCCCCCCGCCAGCCCCAAAGAGCAGGUCAAAAGGAACCCAAAGCCUCCGGAGCCCGGCGGGAACUCCCGCCGUGCUCCUGAGGCUUCGGGUUGCCUUCACUGAAGCCUGGAGAGCGAGAGGGGUCAGUGUGCAGCGACGCCUCUCACUCUCCAGGCUUCCAAGGUAGCUGCCUGAAGCCUCCAGAGCGCAGCGGGAACUCCCACUGCGCUCCGAAGGCUUCGGGUGAACGCACCUUGUUUUAGAGGGGGAGAACAAGAAAAAAAAUUCUCCCUCUCUCUGCGCAGCGCCCCUUCAGCGAAGCGACAGGAGAAAUGGAAGGGGCUCCGUUUCUUCUGCCGCUUCGCUGAAGGGGCGCUGAGCAGAGAGGGGGAGAAUUUUUUUUCUUGUUCUCCCCCUCUAAAACAAGGUGCGUCCUAUAGAGCGAAAAAUACGGUAGUUCUAAAACUCAUAAAAACAGAGACAGCAGAGGUGCCGGCCAUGUUUGGAUGAACUGUGCACUAUGUACAAGCUUCAGGAACCUGUAUAUGGCUGCUUUGCUUCUCCAUUUGCAGGGGUAGCAAAAUAAGUGAAGAAGUCAUAGCUAACCAUAGUUUCCUGUUACGUUCAAACUGGGAAACCAUGGUUCUGAACAAGCCAGGAACCACAGGGCAAUUUUAAACCAUGGCUUCAGAUUCCAGCUUGCUUGGAAGACAUUAGCUACCAUUUCCCAGUUCGGACUACUGUUAACUAUGGAUUCCUGGUUGUUUGCUCAGUUGCGUGGCGGGAGCAGCGAAGCAACUACGCAGACGUAGCCUUAUUAAACCAAGAUUCACUAAUCUGUACUCGGCCAUAGUAAAAGUCAGGUUUAAACCGUGCACAAUUCCUGUGGAAUUCUGGGUAGUCUGGGCAAAAAGAAAGCCAUCUGGCACCAGAAAGACUUCAGCUCAGUGCCUCAGAAGUCUCCAGGGGAAGGAGGAGGAGGUGUUCCAGAUGCUACGGCUGAAAGAAGCCUAAUACUGGAAAACACACACACACCCUAUGUAGGGCCUCUGAAGAUGAUCGUCAUGUUUCAUCCUUGAUAUUCAGACAAAUUCAUAGGGAAGUAGGGCAGUCUUGGUGGGCGCUGGGCCCAAAGAUAUGUAGGGCUUUCAAAGUUAAAACAAGCACCUGGAAAUGAAUUGGAAACCAGUGCAGAUCUUCAUAGAUUGGCAAAAUAAGACUUCCGGCACUAAACUUGGCAGAGAAAACCCAAACCGGCAAGGCUAAUUGCCUCCCGACCUACAGCAAAGUGUCUCCGCUCCAUCGGCUUAGUAGCUAAUGGGGGAGUUUACAUCACGUUUGUCAGCUGCCCCAUUACAAAAGAGGAGUUUCUCCCUGAGAUAACGCUUCCUGCCAAGUCAGGGUUGUGAUGAGCUCAUUGAACAUGGGCAGGACCUUCUGUGAGGCUGGCCGUCUGCAUUGCCCAGCUUUCUCCAUUCAGUGAGUAGACUUGACACCAUAGGUAGAAGUAACAUCGAGCCCAAGAAGGACUUGGCUCAUUCCCCAGGGCCUACAGAGAGCAUCUGGAAGAGCCAUGCUUAGGAUACGAGAGUGCCAUUGGCCGGCCUGUGCAGCAGAACCCUCUUGUCUUCUGUUCCGGCAGCCGAACCUCAUCCUCAGUGUGACUAUAAACCUUUUUUGUGGCUUGCAGGUUCCUGCACAAGAACCCCGAAGACCCUGCAGAGGUGCCACAGGGUUUCCUGAGUGAUGUCAAUCCUGUGAGUGCUGAGCCCAGAAGAGUGUUUUAUUAUUAUUAUUAAUGCCUUGGACUAGGGAAGACAGAAGGAGGGAGGAGGAAGAGGUAGAGCUAUGUUGAGAGAAAGAAAUGGUGUGGCUUGAGAAGCAGGGGGUACUCAAUUUUUAUUUUUUUUUAAUGGAAAAGUAGAAAAUUGCAAGAACAAGAAGGUAUCACGUUCCAUUAUAUAAUAUGACAAGAUUAAAGGAGAGGAACGAGAGGGCAUAAAAUAUUAGAAAUUGACAUUUUUAUUAUUAAGAGGUGAGGUUAACAAUGCAGAAAGAAACUGCCAGGGAAGCAUCUCAUUGGACUAACAAUGUACACCUUGCUAAGGAGUUUUGUAAAGUGGUUCCUGCUAGGCCAACACCUGUGCGUGGGCGUGCAAUUUGGUAGGAGGUAUAAGUGAAUUAAGGGACGCGGGUGGCGCUGUGGGACUAGGACAGAGCCUAGGACUUGCCGAUCGGAAGGUCGGUGGUUCGAAUCCCCGCGACGGGGUGAGCUCCCCUUGCUCCUGCCAACCUAGCAGUUCGAAAGCACAUCAAAGUGCAAGUAGAUAAAUAGGUACCGCUCCGGCGGGAAGGUAAACGGCAUAUCCGUGCGCUGCUCUGGUUUGCUAGAAGCGGCUUAGUCAUGCUGGCCACAUGCCCUGGAAGCUAUACGCCGGCUCCCUUGGCCAAUAAAGCGAGAUGAGCGCCGCAACCCCAGAGUCGGCCACGACUGGACCUAAUGGUCAGGGGUCCCUUUACCUUUACCUAUAUAAGUAAAUUGGAGCGUGCGGAUCAGUGUGCGCCUGCCAACCUGGGCAUCUCCUCCCAAGCAAGCCAUGUAAAAAAUGGUGAAGGCAGGUAACCACAAGAGCUCAUGCGCUGCACCCGUGAGUAGCAGGGCCGGCCCAAUUCCAGGCCAGGAAAGAAGGGAUGAGUGAAGAUCUACAUCAGGAACAAGGGCAGGAGGAAGAGACUGCUGUAGAGGCAGCAUGGUGGGGGCUUCCAAGGUGGCGGCAGAUAGGGUCUCAAAGGAGCACGCCACACCCGUCCCUGCCACCAUGGCGGCAGCAGGUAGCGCAUUCCUUGGAGGCCGGAUCUGCUGUCUCUGUGGAUUCCGUUUCCUGAGGUGAUCACCUCACUUUGCCUUCUGGGUGGGGCAUCCCUGGUGAGUAGAGAAAAGUUGCAUAUUUUAAUCAGCAGGGCUAAAGACUCUUUGGCCUGCCCAUCUGAGAGAAGUUCUGUUGCCUUGUUUUAGUCUUUCCUGCCCGCUCCUUUCCAUCUUUCUCUCUCUGUUCUCUCUCCCACUCCAGAACUCACUCUCUGUGAUUGAGGAGGCCCUGGUGGACAGGUCUGUGUGUGGGGCCAAGCCUUUUACCAAAUUCCAGUUUGAACGGCUUGGCUAUUUCUCAGUCGAUCCUGACAGCACGGGUGCAAAGGUCAGUUCCCAAAAGGUGCAAAAACCUGGAAGGGUUCCCCCCUGCCCUCGUUCAAAUGGCAAGGAAAGGAAAAUUCAGCUGCACGUGAGGGAUAACUUCUGGACAGGACAAGCGGUUGGAUGGUGAAACAAACAGACUGCUUUGGAAGAAGUCAGACUCUCUCCUUUGAUAGAGGUUUUCAGCCAGAGGUCGGAUGGGGCCUCCUGCCAGGGAUGAUAUACCAGUAGAAACCCUGUGUUGACAGGGAACCUUUGACUUUCCAGGUGUUGCUGAACUACAACUCCCAUUGCCGCCGGCCGUGUUGCCACUCUGGCUGCAGAUGAUGGGAGUCGUGCAGCAACGUCCGGAGGGCCAAAUGUUCCCUGGAACCUGCCUUUGAGCUUCCUUCUGUCUCUUAACGGUUCCUGUAAGGCCUCAAGGUCCGAUUAGAGAGAAAAGCCGCUCUCUAAAAUGGGAGGUGAUGGGGAGGAAGAACUUGGCUGGCAAAGGACUCUUGCUAAUGUCGCUUGCUUUCCCCCUGCAGCUUGUGUUCAACCGGACGGUGACUCUGAAGGAGGAUCCUGGGAAAGUGUGAUGAUGCUUCUGCAGGCGGUGUCUCACCUUGCCCCAAGUUGCUCAGGAGUCACGUUCUUCCCCUGCAUGGCAGGGGGCGAUGCUCGCAUGCAGCACCAGCAAAGUUGCCUUAACAUGCAUCCUGGUUUCAGAUCCAUCACAUCAAUAAAAGGAAGCCUCUUUAUGUUUUCCUGUGUUAUUGGCUAUUGCAUGCAAGGGUGUGUGGGUGUGGGUGUAUCGGUGUGUGUACACUGAUUUGAAUCUGCAGGUUCAAAGAAUAUUUAUUGCCUUUCUGAAGUGGGGCUGCAAACUAGAAUUAUGAUUCCUCCCCUUCAAUUUCUUGGUGCUCGCCCCGCACCUGACGGGUGUGUUUGGAGAGGAAGGCAUGUCGUGGAGAGAGUCCCGAUGGGCAGAUAAGCCGCAUCCGAUUCUGAGCCUCUCCACACCUCCUCAAGCCACAGUUUCCCACAGAAGUAAGAUUCUAGGUGGGUUGUAUGUCUAGGACUAAGGAUGAGGCUACCACCUGCACUUAGAUGGGGCUAAAGGUAUGAAUGAUUUUUUAAGAGUUGUCCUCAUCUCCUUCAGAGAGUAUUUCCAGCUCCCAUUCCUCCUUGCAGUCUUUCUUUCUGGCGGUUCCCUCACUGCGAGAAGCCAAGUUACAGGGAACCAGGCAGAGGGCCGUCUUGGUAGUGGCGCCCGCCCUGUGGAACGCCCUCCCACCAGAUGUCAAAGAGAACAACAACUACCAGACUUUUAGAAGACCUCUGAAGGCAGCCCUGUUUAGGGAAGCUUUUAAUGUUUGAUGCAUUACUGUAUUUUAAUAUUUUGUUGGAAGCCGCCCAGAGUGGCUGGGGAAGCCCAGCCAGAUGGGUGGGGUAUAAAUAAUAAAUUAUUAUUAUUAUUUCCGCAUUUUAUCUCCAUCUGAGAGUUGCCUUGCACUUCAAUAACAAUGGAUCAGAAAUGGGCAAUGGGCAAGAGAGGCUUUCUCAUCGGUAUUUUAAAUCAGACCACUCUUUCAACCAGUGUUGCUUUCAAUAGCGUUUGUAAAAGAAGGCAGCGAAGGUCUGACCUCGUAGCUCUGCUUUUACAAGGGAGGACAUUUGUUGGCCAUAUGUCCUCUUUUUCCAGGAGACAUCCUCUUUUUUUCAUGGAUCUGUAAAAUGAGAGUUGUGUCGCAGCAAUCCAUAAUUAAAAGCAGAAGUCGGC